CCAGAAGUGAGGACUUGUGGCUCCCCGUCCCGGAAAAGACACAAGAGGACACAGGAGUCAGAGACCAUGAUCAAACGCAAACUGAGCUUCAAGUGGUUUGGUAGUCUCACCAACCUCCGGCGGAAAUCAGACACUCAGAAGGACGAUGUCAAAGAGGUGUCCACCGACGAUAUGGGCAUGCAUCCACGCAGCCCGAGCUAUGCCAGCUCCAGUGAAAUGUACACGCACAUGGGCACCAUGCCGCGUCACCCGAAGAAGGACAAAAGCUUGAAGAAGAGCAAGUCCAAGGACAAGACCAACCUCAGUCGGAGUCAAAGCAUGAGACCUCCACAGGACCAUGUCGUUGAUUCCCCACUUCUCAGCGUACUCUCCGGGAAGGGCCUGGAGGCCCUGGAGAACCCCAUCUCAGAGGACAAGCCAGCUGCAGGAACCAGAGAUAAUCACAUUCAGAAUCGUGACCUUCCACCUCCACCGACUAUGGAUGGACACUCAACAAAGCUGAAAGAUGAAGAUAAGGAGCCAUUAGUUGACUCCAAGCUACAUGUUGAUCCACCAAAUGCAUGUCUAGAAUCUUCACCAGGUCUAAGUCAGAGCAAAGAGCCAGACAUCCAGCCAGUGCUGCCCAAGAAGAGACAUAAAGAAGGAGACACCUCCAUGAAGGAUGCUGAGGAGCUCCAGGUAGAUUUGAUUCAGUUACCUCUGAAACACGGCAGUCAGGUGGAGCAGAAGCAAGCAGUAGAGGAAGAUGCUAAAAUAGAAUCAGACUGCAAACAAGACAGUCAAGAAGAGAAAAAGCCUAACAGACAACUGAACACCACAGACAACCAAGGAGAAUAUGUGGAAUUCUCCAAGGAGAAGUACCUGCUGGAGUCGCCCCCGGAGAAGCUCAGGAAAGAGCUGGAGGAGGAGCUCAAACUCAGUAGCAGUGACAUGAGGAGCCACGGCUGGUACCAUGGCCAUAUUCCACGAGAGGCUUCAGAAACUUUGGUUCUGCGUAGCGGUGACUUCCUCGUACGGGACUCCCUGUCGACCAUGGGUGACUAUGUCCUCACAUGUCGCUGGCAGCAGGAAGUGAUCCAUUGUCGGAUCAGUAAAGUCCUGGUCAAAAGCGGGCAAACCAAAAUCCAGUACAUGCUGGAGCAUGAGAGCUUCGACUCUGUCCCCACGCUGGUCAGGCACCACUCUGGCACGGGUCGAUCCGUGUGCCCACGCACUGGAGCUCAGCUGCUGUGUCCGGUCAACCGAACGUUGCCGCUGAGGUACCUGGAGGCGACGUUUGCUUUGGCCGGUGGGAGACCGGGAUCUGCACAUUCACCAUCGACCCAGAGGGGGGCGCACAUCAAGAGACGAAGUGUUACUAUGACGGAUGGACUGACGACGGAGAAGAUCAUUCCUCACAGUGCGACACAGUCUACAGAGCCAGAUGAGCCUCAGACAGUCGAGCCAGUGGUGAAACCAGCGGAGGGAAGCAGCUGCCCUUCUACAGUGCACCAUAAGGAUGCCAUGAGGAACUGCGCCAUGAGCAUGGAUCAGAUCCAAGAGUACCGCUGCCCGCUGUCCCCUGUGGGGGAAACACCUCUAUCACCUGCCUACAGCUCCAUUUCCCGCCACAGACAUGGCUCAGGAGGGCGUGUCCUCGCCGUGAUCCCGCCUUCUCCAGUGAUGCGCCGCUCCAGCGAUCCCCAUCUCUCACCAUCCUCCUCCAAUAACAACCUUCCCUGCUCAGACGCGCCCCCCAGCACCCACUCCACGCCUGCCCACGGUUACCCGUCUGAGCGUUCAGAGCAGGGCGGCAGUUACUGUGAGCUGAGACCCGGUCAAGCCCCCAUUCCUCCCUGCAAGAGCUACGUAGAGAGGCUGAGGGUGGAGGAGAGCCAAAGCCCAGGCUCUGGAGCCCCAGACGGGGUGGAGGGCUUCAUGCUCCCCCUGGUGGAGACCACCUCCUCCUUCAAGCCUGGGAAAUACCAGUCUACUCUUCUGCCAGCCGAGAAUAAACCUCUGGAGAUGAGCGUGUUGAAGAGGGUAAAGGAGCUGCUGGCGGAGGUGGAUCCCAAAACAGCCGCCAAGCACAUCACCAAGGCAGAUUGCACGGUUGCUAGGAUACUGGGCGUUACCAAGGAGAUGCAGAGGAUGAUGGGAGUGAGCUCGGGGCUGGAGCUGCUGACUCUUCCGCAUGGACACCAGCUGAGGCUGGAUCUGCUGGAGAGGUUUUACACCAUGUCUAUAAUGAUGGCGGUAGAUUUGUUGGGUUGUACGGGCAGCACAGAGGAGAGAGCCGCCCUCCUGCAUAAAACCAUCCAGCUGGCUGCUGAACUCAAGAGCAACAUGGGCAACAUGUACGGAUUCGCUGCGGUCAUGAGAGCCCUGGAGCUGCCGCAGAUCUCACGGCUCGAGCAGACGUGGAUCACACUGCGACAGAGACACACAGAAGGUGCAAUCCUCUAUGAGAAGAAACUCAAGCCAUUCCUGAAGGCCAUGAAUGAUGGGAAAGAGACCUGUGUCCUCUCGAACACCUCUUUCCCUCACGUGGUGCCGGUGUUGUCGCUGCUGGAGCGUGGUGUGGCGGCAGGCGAGGCGCUGGAGUCCUGGGAGAGCGUAGAGUCUGGAGUGGACGUGGUCAUGAGUCACCUGGAAGCAGCACGAACCAUCGCUCACCAUGGAGGACUGUAUCGCACCAACGCUGAGAGCAAACUACAGGAUUUCCAGGAGCGGAAGGAGGUGCUGGAAAUCUUCUGUACAGAGUUUCAAAUGAGGCUUUUAUGGGGCAGUCGUGGCUCUGAAGGAAGCCAGGCCGAGCGCUAUGAGAAGUUUGACAAGGUCCUCACCGCUCUGUCCCACAAGCUAGAACCUCCUGUACGACACAGUGAAUUAUAGCACCCCCGCACCCACAAAUGGUAUGAUCCCUGACCUUCCUGUCACUCCUACUCCUGGACCGGACCAUGCUUUUUUUUGGGGGGGGGGGGGGAAUGGAGAACAUGACAUUGAGGGACUCACUCCACUAAACAAGGCACAAAAGAGGACAGGCUUUAUGCGAGCAUGAUAGCAGCCCCUAAAGAACACAGUCGUGAACUGCAGCAAUGGAAUGAAAUAAAAAUCUAAAGCCAAAAUCCCUUUUUCAGUGGUGACCAAGGGCACUUCCUUUUCAAUCAAGAGGGAAUGGGAUGAAGUGCAAGUUGACUUUAACCCUAAUAGGUCUGAAUCCUGUUUUAUGUGAAUCCAUAAUUUAGUUUCCGUCAGCUUUUAUGUCGACAAAAAGCAAAGAUGUCUUGCAGAGGUGACGCGUCUCUGUACUGGAGAUGAGACUGCAUUGACGUUACAUAGUCACGAUUUAUUGCUGGAAUAGACUGAACACAUGCUCACUUUUAAAAUGUCUGAAUGUAAGUUGCCAAACCAUGAAUUCAAACAGAUGUCUGCUGGAUAAAGAGUCUUAUUUUUUGCUCAUUUUUUGGGUUCACUUCCGUGCUGUUGUUUUUUCGGUAUUGUCAUGGCUUUAUCGAUAGAAAUGGAGUCGACAGUUACGGUAAGAAAUUGGGCCUUCCUUUUUAAUGAGUUUGUAACAGAUGCUCACAUUCACACUCUCUGCAGGUCUGACAGCAUUGCUUCUCAGAGCGCGUUGAUGUCUGUAUGUGUUAGAGAAGAAGUGUAAGGUAGAAGACAUGCCUCUCUUUCUGUCAUUCUGGGUGUUUUAUUUUUGUCUGAAUAGGUCAUAUCAUUAGGAAUGAGACUUUCCUUAUUUGUAAUUACAGAGUUCAUUAUAUAACGAUCAGAAUUUAAAAAUCCAGUGCAAAAACAAAAACGCAUUUAUUGAAACUUGGCAAGCUCAUUAACAUAUGACUACCCACUUCACAUAUUGGGUGUGCAGUCAUUCUCCUAAAACCCAGAAGAGCUAAUGAUAAGAGUAAAAUUGUGAAAGUGGUGAAAUCCACCACAUAUUGUGAUGUUUUUGGCUGUGUGUAGCACCUACUGCUCUGCAGAUCCUUCAAAAGGAUCCCAAUGCUGGAAACAAGUUAAUUUACAGCACAUUGUUUUAUGGAUCAGUUACAUGGGGCAGAGUAAACCAUAUUAGCAACCCCACCGCUCAUGUGUUUCUCAUUUCACAUGCAAAGAAGUACAUUUGCAUAAAGUCUUAAAGGCACAGCAGCACAAAAACAGCACGUUUAAUUCCAACAUCAGAAAGAGGGUGGAAACUGACAUGAAAAACUAAAUUAUUAUCCUUUGGACUUUAAGAAAAUUCUAAUUAAAUUAUUUAAGAGACCCAUAUAGCUAAACUUUACAGAUCAAGUCCAUGUCCAGAUCAUCUAUUGCAAGUCAACAAAGACAUUUGAUUAUUCAUUCAAACAUUCAAAGUAAUGUUAUAGCAAUACGUUACAAACUAAUAUAUAGAGGAUCAUUGUGUAAGUGGUUUAUGCUAAUGCAUAUUGAUCAUAUUUAAGAUUAGAAGUUUUACUAAAACUCACUAUUUUGAUGCAUAAAUCAUCCGUUUGUCCAACAGAUAUGAAUUAUACCUCAUACAGUACAAAUCUGUUAAGGAGGGUGGGCUACUUUUCUAAGUUAUCAUACAGUUUUCACUUUGGUGGGUAAUAAAAGCCCUAAAAAUCCCAGAGUUGAAUGAGGGAUUGGAUGUGGACUCUUGAUUUAGGCCAGUAAGUAGCCAUCUAGCAACCACCCAAAACACCAUAGCACGACUCUUGUAUGAGUACCAUUCACAUUUUCAUGGAAAAACAAAGUUUGAAAGAGUUCAGCUAAUAAUAGCAACAUGCUCAUUAAAUUCAGAUAGUCCAAUACUGUUUUCGUAUUCUGGUAGAUUUAGCCAAACAAAACCCAAAGUCACAUACAUAUACCUCUAUCAACAGUGUAAAUGUUCUACCCUUAUUUCUGGGUACCGUAAAGAGAAAAGUUGUAGGUAUCUGGUUCUAACGCGACCUAUUGUGUAUCAUAUACAGGCUGCUAUACUUCACACCCAGUCUAUCGAUGCAUAUUUCCAGGGAAUUUUCUGAAGGUAUUUUUCAGGUAUCUUAAUAAAGGCACAUCUGAAAGAAGACGAUGCUGUCUGUCACAGAUAGGGGAGGGAUGAAAAGUGGAUCAUAUGCAAUUUCACUUUUAGCCAGCAGAGGGCUCUGUUUAGUAAGGAAGUAAGUUUUGAACCUUUUGAACCUUUUUUUAAUGAGGCCUGCUGGCCUAGGACUGUAUCUUGUAUUUGGUUUCUCUACUGUAAAGGUAAACGUGUGACUAUUUCGUUUUGUAAAUAGUUACCCCUAAACAGUCGAUGAUAGACGAGGUGGACGAGGUCACGUGAUUGCAUCCUUUUAUUAUGUGCUGUACAUACUGGUAUGUCAUAUGUUUUGCACUCUUUUUUCAGAAAAUAAAAUACAGUAAGCUUG
This is a messenger RNA of Sinocyclocheilus grahami, 5381 nucleotides long. It is a transcript of the gene sh2d3ca, whose product is annotated as SH2 domain containing 3Ca. The transcript is spliced from 13 exons. Gene Ontology annotation, molecular function: guanyl-nucleotide exchange factor activity; phosphotyrosine residue binding. Gene Ontology annotation, biological process: small GTPase-mediated signal transduction; positive regulation of peptidyl-serine phosphorylation. The record is from RefSeq and is a predicted model, not a curated record. Lineage: Eukaryota; Metazoa; Chordata; Actinopteri; Cypriniformes; Cyprinidae. The coding region runs from base 67 to 2874 and encodes 935 amino acids.